AUGGCUCGAGAGGUCGCAUUGGGCCACUCGGGUUUGACGGUGGCAGAACAUGUCCUCGUGCAGACCGAAGUCGUCUACCCGUUCCUGCUCCUGCUUUCUUACGGGAUAACCUUCGCCGUGCAUAGUAUCAUCGCGUCGCGAAGACAGGAGGACGUCGAGAAGCCUUCGGUACUUGGGCCAGGGGGCAAGCCACUGCCAUUGACGCGCAUCAAAGUGGAAAAGUCUGCACCACGGAAUGCGGUGCCCCAGGAGUUCUCAAAAAUCUCGCACCUGUGUUUCAAGACCGGCACUGCGGCCGUUGUCCUCACAUUCGUUGCACAUGCGACCCACGUCAUUCUCCAGUGUAUCACUGCUCAAUGGGAGGAUGUUCAGCAAUAUUGCAACGACGAGCUACUCGUGUACAUCAAGGGCGGCAUCUUCUUUUGGGGUUACAUUGGGUUCUCACUGGUCAGCAAAAGGAAGGAUAAACCCAAUCCCAUCCACUUCUCGGUAUGGUGCAUUGGUCUGUUUUUCGACCUCGUCAUACUCGCUGCCCUUUUAGUCGUGUUCCGCAACAAACUCGACAACUUGCGAUACGCCGAGACCCCCGCCAAGCUUACCUUACGCGCGUACCAAAUACCGGCCGAUUCGGGAUUCAUCCUAAUCCUAGUUGUUCGUAUCUGCCUCCUUUUAGGCCAGGUCAUCCUGUACAGUUCUCUUCGUGGCCACUUACCGAAUCUAUGGCAUUCUUGGAGCAGCCAGACGAAGGAAGAGGCCCACACGACCCCGCUUAUUAAUGGUCAUGCUACAAUACUUGAAAAUGGCAACGGCCAUACAAAUGGCUAUGCUAACGGCCACGCCAGAAUUGUCGGCGAGACAACUCCACUUCUCAAUGGCCACGCUACAGCGCUGGAAGCUGACAAUGUCCCGACCAACGGCCAUGCUAAUGGGAAUGGGACGACAUACCGACCGGUUCGAAGAAGACCAAGCGAAGCUCGGCGUCCUAACGGCAUUACCAAGGGAUGCCGCCCAAAGCAAGCCGAGUUCGCCUUCUACCGACCCGACAAACUACCCCACCGUUCGUGGUGGGAAUACGUUAGGGGCUAUCAUGUCUUCUUCCCAUACCUGUGGCCUGCGAAGAAGGUGAAGCUCCAGUUCCUGGUAUUGCUUUGCUUCAUACUCGUCAUCAUACAAAGAGCUGUCAACGUCCUAGUCCCUAUCCAGCUGGGCGUCCUUGUUGAAGCACUGACCAAAGCAGCCGAGCAAGGAACUAUUGAGAUGCCAUGGAAAGAGCUCUUCAUCUUCCUUGGUCUGAAGUUCAUGCAGGGCCCGUCAGCUGUCCUGGGAUCUCUACGGUCGAUGUUGUGGAUCCCAGUCACACAGCACUCCUAUAUCUCGUUGCAGACUGCGGCAUUCGAGCAUGUACACGCCCUGUCUCUGGACUUCCACCUCGGGAAGCGAACUGGUGAAUUGUUGUCGGCACUCAACAAAGGUGGCUCGGUGAACCAGUUCCUGGAGCAAACAACAUUCCAGGUUGCCCCGAUGCUCAUGGAUCUGUUCAUCGCCAUUGGGUUCUUCUGGAUUAAGUUUGGCCCCCUCUAUGCACUCUGGGCGACCAUCAUCACAUUCUCCUACUUGGUCCUCACCAUAAGAAUGGCGUCGACCAGGGCUGAUCAAAGGCGGGAUAUGGUGAACGCAGACCGGGAGGAAGAAGCUGUGAAGAACGAUUCUAUCACCGCGUACGAGACCGUCAAAUAUUUCAAUGCCGAAGCUUUCGAGUUCCAGCGUUACAAAAGUGCUAUCACAACUUUUCAGAACGCCGAGGCCCGAGUCACAUUCGGUAUGAACCUGAUGAAUAUGUGCCAGACGGUGGUCUUUAUCAGUGGGAUGCUCAUCGUCAUGGCGAUUGCUGCGUAUGAGGUGGUACUAGGCCGUCGCAACAUCGCGCAAUUCGUCCUGAUCAUGACAUACCUUAACCAGCUUCAAGGCCCACUAAACUUCUUUGGAUCUUUCUAUCGCACGGUUCAGCAAGCGAUGAUCUCCGGGGAGCGUCUUCUGGAGCUGUUCAAGAUCCAACCAAACAUGGUCGACAAGCCUGGCGCGCCGCCAUUGAAAGACUGCCAGGGCCACAUUCGAUGGAACCACGUCGAUUUCGACUAUGCCAACAGCCCAGCCUUGACAGAUUUGACUUUCGAGUGUCGGCCUGGUACUACGACGGCGUUUGUGGGUGAAUCUGGUGGUGGAAAAUCGACCAUCUUCCGGCUGAUGUUCCGUUACUACAACUGCAAGUCAGGCAGCAUCGAGAUUGACGGUCACGACGUUAGGGAUGUCACGAUAGACUCUGUCCGCCGAUCCAUAGGAGUGGUCCCGCAAGACACGAUUCUUUUCAACGACACGGUCAUGUACAACCUAAAAUACGCGAAUCAAAACUGUACCGAUGAGGAAGUCUUCGAAGCGUGCCGCGCUGCCAGCAUACACGACCGCAUUAUGUCCUUCCCAGACGGAUACCAAACUAAGGUUGGGGACCGAGGAAUGCGACUCAGCGGCGGUGAGAAGCAACGUGUCGCUAUAGCACGCACUAUCCUCAAGAAACCCCGGAUCAUUAUGCUUGACGAAGCUACAUCAGCGCUGGACUCGGAAACCGAACAGGAGAUUCAGCACAAACUUUUCAAGAACAAGGAGCUUGGUGAGGGCAAGACCUUGCUCAUUAUCGCACACCGCCUGUCCACCAUCACCCACGCAGAGCAGAUCAUAGUGCUUCACAGAGGCCGAAUUGUAGAAAGAGGCACACAUGCAGAGCUACUUGAGAGUGAUGGCCGCUACUCUGCCAUGUGGAAUAAGCAAGCUAAAGCCGAGAUUGCCGCCAAAGCUGCUAACCUUGCCAAGGAACAGGCUAAGAAGGCUCUGAGAGAAGCUCGUCUUGCGGGGAAGGACAGUAGCGAUGAACACUCUGACGACGGUGGCGAUAGCAUGGUCUCGUCUAUGCACAUCCCGACUGCGCCCACGACCCCAGCUGUUGAGUUGGCUGGACUCCAUAUGACUCCUCACCACACCUGA
Diaporthe amygdali is the source of this 3036-nucleotide messenger RNA. RefSeq lists its product as uncharacterized. Gene Ontology annotation, biological process: transmembrane transport. The transcript has 3 exons. The coding region runs from base 1 to 3036 and encodes 1011 amino acids. Gene Ontology annotation, cellular component: membrane. Lineage: Eukaryota; Fungi; Ascomycota; Sordariomycetes; Diaporthales; Diaporthaceae. The record is from RefSeq and is a predicted model, not a curated record. Gene Ontology annotation, molecular function: ABC-type transporter activity; ATP hydrolysis activity; ATP binding.